AGUCCACAAAACAAACAAAAUGCAAUAGAAAAUAUCAAGUAAACCUUGUCACUAUGCUUUGCCUUUUUGCCUUCAUAAAGACAUAAUUCCAAUAAUAAAAAAUUAAAGCUCUUUACCUUAGCUUUCCUCCCUCACUCAGACCCCACCAUGGCUAACCUUCUUCCUCUCCUUCUCUUACUAGUCCCCCUAAUUGCCUUAUCUGAAUCGGCAUCUGUGUUUCUCAGCAUCAACUGUGGCGCAUCCGACUCCUUCAAUGAUAGCCACUCCAUCGAAUGGGUGGGCGACGAACGCUACAUAUCAACUGGUGAAAGCCGGGUGGUGCAGAACAUUGACUACGUCUUGGGGAGAACUCUCAGAGUCUUCUCGACUGGAAAAAAGAACUGCUACUCCAUUAAUGAAGUUGAUAAAGGCAGCAAAAUCCUAGUCCUUGCUGGGUUUUACUAUGGAAACUACGAUAAGAGAUCAUCCCCACCGUCAUUCGAUCUUCACUUUGAUGGGAAUUACUGGGACACCGUGACCACAUCAAUGAAUUCCAGCGUUGUCUACGAAGCGAUUUAUGUCACUAAGGGGGACACCAUGAGCGUGUGUGUAGCGCAGACGUCGCCUGAUCAGCUACCCUUUAUAUCAAUUCUCGCAGUGAGGAGCUUGGAUCUGGACAUGUACAAUAAUGUGACCCCGGAUUAUGCAUUGUUUAAUAUAUUUAGGCUUGCUUUCGGCGCAACCAAGUUUGUGAGGUACCCAUAUGAUAAGUAUGAUCGUGUUUGGAUACCAGUCUCAGAAUUCAACGGUUACAACACAGUCCCAAGCGUUGUCUCAUCCAUUGAUACAAACAUCACAAAUAAGCCACCAAGCCCCGUCCUACAGGCUGCGUUGGUAUCCGCAAACCAAUCUGAUUUGAUACUUCUAAGCAUUGCCAAUGUUCAGAAAAAAGUCCCCAUUUACAUCAACGCAUACUUUUCGGAGGUGGUUCGGUUGGAUUCAAACGACAAACGGUCGAUGCAGAUUUCUAUCAACAACAAUACGUAUGGGGAACCAUUUAUUCCACCUUAUAAGCGAGCUCUGGAGCGUACAAUCCUCACCAACCUGACCUCAGAUUCGAACACGUUAAUAGCUCUGGUCCAGACCCCUGACUCCACUCUUCCCCCUAUCAUCAAUGCUCUGGAGUUCUUCAGUGUUAGUGGCGUACUCACCAACGGAACUAAUGGCAAUGAUGUGAAAGCAUUGAGUUCUCUACAACAACAGUUUGAAAAGUUAGAGGAAUGGAGGGGAGACCCAUGUCUUCCAACCAAAUUCAACUGGGAGUGGGUAGCUUGUAGCUCUGAUCCAAUACCCAGAAUCACAGAACUGCACCUGAAUGGGCUGCAGCUUAAUGGAUCGCUUCCAGAUUUUAGAGCUCUGGAUGCCCUUCAGACCAUAGACAUCCACAACAACAGCAUUAACGGAGAAAUACCCGAUUUUCUCGGAACACUUCCCAAGCUAAAACUAUUGAACUUGGCAGAUAAUAAUUUUAGUGGACCUAUACCAUCAUCAAUAUCCAAGAAUAACCAGAUAAAACUAGAUGUUUCUGGCAAUCUGAACUUGUGUGUUUCUGGCAAGAAAUGUGAAACAUCGAAUGCUGGAACUAUCGAGAGUUCCUCAGGAAAGAAGAAGAGUAAAUUACCGGUGAUUCUUGGAACGACGAUUCCAUCUUUCUUGGUAAUAUGUGCUAUUGUGGGAUUCCUGGUGGUCGCUUAUCAGCGGAGAAAAGCCACAGGGUUCGAUGUCAUCAGGAAACCUGGUGGCCCACUUGUAGCAAUAUCAGGAUGAUCAGCCAUGCAAGUGUAUGCUAUAAAUGGUCAAGACUACAACCAAUGAUUUCAGGGUCGAUAUUGUCCAACAGAUGGCAUCAG
Molecule: messenger RNA, 1889 nt
Organism: Magnolia sinica
Lineage: Eukaryota; Viridiplantae; Streptophyta; Magnoliopsida; Magnoliales; Magnoliaceae
Product: probable LRR receptor-like serine/threonine-protein kinase At1g05700
Exons: 9
Coding region: 148-1806 (552 amino acids)
Molecular function (GO): protein binding
Source: RefSeq, a predicted model, not a curated record